ACCUACUGCUCAAGAAACUCGUGAUUUUUAUAAAGAAGCUUCUGAAGAAAUUGAAUUAGCAGAACCUAGAAGGCGAGAAAUAAUUAGAUCAGGAAAAUAUUUGUCUGAUGAAAAAAGUUCUAAAUAUCAUCCAGAAGCAUUCUAUAUAAUAAUAAGUUGCUGUUCAACUCAACAACUAAAUCUUGCAUUUGAAACAAACGAGUAG
This is a messenger RNA of Entrophospora candida, 205 nucleotides long. The record is from the annotation of a GenBank genome assembly. NCBI's taxonomy places the organism in Eukaryota, Fungi, Glomeromycota, Glomeromycetes, Entrophosporales, Entrophosporaceae.